Plutella xylostella (diamondback moth) is the source of this 4305-nucleotide messenger RNA. It is a transcript of the gene tapas, whose product is annotated as tudor domain-containing protein 7 tapas. The record is from RefSeq and is a predicted model, not a curated record. Lineage: Eukaryota; Metazoa; Arthropoda; Insecta; Lepidoptera; Plutellidae.
UAAAACUAGUAAACGUCAGUUUAUUUUGUCUAUGUCAACUUCAAACGAAGAUAGCGAGCACUUUGCGGUUGUACUGGAGGUUUUGAAAAAUUCAUUAUAUUUCGAUGGUCCCUGGUCAAGUGAUUGAACACAGCAUGAUAUUCUUGUGAUAUCAUAGUAUCCUCCAAGUCAGCCGUGUAUCAGAUAUAGGUCUGACAUGGGUGAUAAAGAGCAAGUAAUCUCGGCACUAAGGGCUACCCUCAUAUCGGUUAAAGGUGCCCUCACUAUCAAACAAUGUAACCGUGAUUUUAAAGAACUGCAAGGGGAAUGGAUACCUUUCAAAAGGCUAGGAUAUCCUUCACUAGAAAAGCUAUUUCAAGAUGUCCCUGGAUUCAAAGUGAAAGAAAUAAAUGGCGAAUGGUAUGUGGAUGCUAUUGCAAGUCAAGAGACGCAACACAUUGCUACUAUGGUGGCUAAGCAAAAAUCCAGCAAAAAGACCGGCCCAAAGUUAAAUUAUCCUAGCCGAUUUCCUAAAAGACAAGAUUCUUGGAGAACCCCUGCAGCAUUAUCUGGCAAUUACAAAUCAAACUAUAAUAACCAGUAUUCCAACCAGUACUACCGAGCAAAGGGUCCUCCGCCCCGCACAUAUGGCUACAACAGUAACCCGUCCUUUAACAAGUAUAACAAAUACAGCAAACCGAACGAAACAAGAAAUACGAACCAAUAUUCGAAACAAGUCAUCAGUAGAACAGUAUCGGAUCAUUCUGAAGUAUCUCAUAAUAACACUGCUAAAAAUAAUUCAACAACAACAGCCAAGAAGGACACUCCACCUCCUCCAGAACAGGUUAAACAACCUACUAAAAUUGAAGUGGAACCUGCUCCUAAACCAACUAAAGUUUCAGCAUCUCAGAGACUCUCAAAUUUACGAGACCGUCUGAACACAGUGGACCUCAUACCUCUUCAAUUACCAUCUAUGACUAAUGAAUGCACAGAGAAUAGUGGACCGGUAUCAACUGUAGCUCCCGCUCAUAGUUUGGAACCUCCCCCGGACUCCACAUCCUCUGUGGAAAAACUGGAAUGGACUUGUCAGAAGCUUGGACUGCCUCAACCCGUCUUUAAAGUGCUUGACAUUAGGCCAAAGCGUGGACCAGUUAGCUAUGAUUGCUCAGUUAAAGUAGGUAAUCAAUACAAGGCCACUUCCUACCCUGACUCUGCGCCGUCCGAAGAAAUAGCUAAGGAAGUGGCGGCAGUGAAGCUGCUGGCUUCUAUAGAGAGUUCCCAAAUGGGGGGGCUCCCGACGUCUUCCGACAGCAAGGCGCUGGCGAGCCUGGCCGACCUGGUGGCGGAGCACGAGGCGGGGCUGUGGGCCAGCACCGUCGCGCAUCUCUACAGAGAAAAGUAUGGUGAAAACCUACCAAAUAACUGGCAAGAGCUAGUGGAAAACUGUCCUCGUAUAAUAAAAGACAGAGUUGUUAACGGUCUUUUAGUACUUCUACCAAAUAACGAGAGCCCGGUAGCGCCGUCGCCCGCGGACACCACCGUGUUGGACGAGUCCAUCGACAGCGACCUGCCGCCGCUGCAGUUCCCCGAUGACAACUACUGGAACGUGUUCGUCACUGUCGCCAACUCCACCCUGGAAAUAUGGCUAAGGAUAAUCGGAGUUCAAUAUAGUGACGCAUUUGAGGCCCUCCUGGCUGAUAUGGGCAGACAUUACGAUCGAUAUGGUACAUCUGUCGAAAAGUCCAUGUUAAUCAAUAAUGCAUGGUAUGCCGUAAACUUAGAAGAUGGAGGAUGGCAAAGAGCUAAAAUUCUAGAAAUUGAAGAAGACAGGGCGACCGUCUUCCUCGGCGACCAUGGCGACGACGACGUGGUCUCACUUGAUAAAAUUAAGAUCUUGGAGCCGCAAUUCAGAAAACUUCCGGCGCAGGCGAUCCUGUGCCGUCUGGAGGGCGCGGAGGAGCUGGCGGCGAGCAGCCAGGCGGGCGAGCUGGUGCGGGCGCGCCUUCAGGGCGAAGUGCUGGUGGCGGCGCCCGGCCCGCGCGACGACCCGGCCGAGCCCGCCGUGUCCGUCGUGCUCUAUGAUACCUCUACUGCCAGAGAUCUAAACUUGAAUAAGGAGAUCAUACAUGAUUUUUGCAUUUCCGGCGCCUUUUCUAUUACUCAGAAGGCGUGCGAAGUCCGCGUGGGCUGCGUGACGGAGGAGGGGCGCGUGUGGGUGUCGCGCGCGGGCGGCGCGGCGCUGGUGCGGGCGGCGCUGGCGCUGCUCACGGCGCCCGGCCCCUACCGCCGCCCCCUGCCCGCCUCGCCGCCCGCGCCGCCGCCGCCGCCGCCCGCCGCGCCCGCGCCGCUCUACAUAGUGCGGACUAUUGAUGGAGACUGGGUCCGGUGCACGAUGAUCUCGGGGCUGGACGGCGAGGGCACGGUGCGCACGCUGCUGGUGGACAGCGGGCUGGUGCUGCGCGCGCCGCUCUCCUCGCUCGUGCCGCUGCACGCCUUCUCGCCCGCGCUCAACGCGUACCCGCACCAGGCGAUCCAAGUCCGUCUGGGCGCGGCGGAGCGAGCCGCCAGCGGCAUGGUGACGCGGCUGCGCGAGCUGCUGCUCACGUCGGGCGUGCUGUGCCGCGCGCUCCCCGCGCCCCUCGGCGCCCCCGCCGGGCCCCCGCACGCCGAGCUGUUCGUGCGCACCGGCCCGCAGAACAUACUCGCCUCCGUCAACAACGCAAUACUGAUGGAGUACGAGUACCUGCAGACAGCGAAGCCCAAAGAGAGCAACGACGAGGACACGAGCAAGCACGUGGAGGCGCUGCACCGCAAGAAGGAGCGCAUCUUCCGCAGCAGCGGGGAGGACGCGCUGCGCCAGCCGCACGCCGCGCCCGCGCCGCCGCUGCCGCCGCCGCCGCUGCCGCCGCCGGGGAAGUGCUUCGACGUCUACAUCGCGAUGGCGGCUAAUCCGUGGAACUUUGUUGUCCAGCCGAAUAGUACUCGCCACGCGUUGCGAGACAUGAUGGCGUCGCUUCAGACGGAGUGCCCGAAGCUGCCCGAGGCCGACGCGCCGCCGUCGCCCGCCAGCGGGGAGCUGUACGUCGGAUAUUACGACAAAGACAACUCCUGGUAUCGCGUCAUAAUAGCGGGCACGGUGUCGUCGGAGAUGGUGUCGGUGUACUUCUGCGACUACGGCGACCUGGCGCUGCUGGGCUCGGCCUCGCUGCGGCCCGUGCCCGCCUCCGUGCCGCUGGCGCGCUCGCUGCCGCCGCAGGCCAUCAAGGCCAGACUCUAUGACGUGUGGCCGCUGCACCAGGACUGGACGGUGGAGGACUGCAUCCGGUUCCAGGAGCUGUGCGUGGAGCAGCAGUUCGUGGGCAUCUGCAAGGACGUGGGCCGCGACCCGCUGAACCUCAGCGAGCCGCUCAUCACGCUCGACCUCAUCGACACGUCCACGGACGAGGACGUGUACCUCAACAAGGCGCUGGUGGCGGAGGGCCGCGCGCGCCUCGGCGCCCAGCCGCAGUGAGCGGACUGUGCAGGAGCAUAAGGGCUUUUUUCCAGAUGUGUUAAUUCGAUGGCGGCGUGCUCCGGGCCAUACCUCCGCGUGCCAGGGAAAUCAUGUAGGAAAUGAUAGGGGAGCGGGCACUUUGCACGCGGUCAAGAUACGCGCGGGUAAAUUUCUGUAGGGAAAAAGCCCUUACACCGCUAUCAACGUAUUAAUUAGGUUACUUGUGUAAGGAUGAAAAUGCAAUUAGUAGGUACUGAAUGUGAAAACUUUUAGAUGUUGUUCGUUGGCAAUAAUUUAGGCCUUACACUUGGAACUGAUUAUAAGAAUAUUCCCUAUGUUAUACCAUAUCGAUUGCAUAAAUUGACUUGUAUUAGCAUGCCAUUCUUGUUAUGUUUGUGCUUUAUUAUUGUGUUUAUUCGUGUUAAAAACACUAAACAAUAAAGAUUUAUAGUGUUAGAUACUUUUCCAUUGAUGAUUGUUAAUUGACGUUAAUACUCUUAUUAGUUAAAGCUAAUUCUGUUGUCAAAAAGACGUUAUUUAUUUUUGUAAUGACUAUCCUAGUUGUUAAGUGUCAUUUUUUUUACUACAUACUAUAGUAUGUUUCUUAUAUUGUAAGUUUUACUCGUGCUAAUAAUCGCCAAUUACCUACAUAGUUUGUAGGUACCCUGUAGCCGCUGUUAUUUUAAAAUUUAAAAGAAAAUAUAAAAAAUAAUUCUUCCAUGUAUUCCAAAAAGUUAUAAAACACUUUAACAUUCUAUGUAACCAUCUAUGCUUUAUUGUAAGCACUGUCCAUGGUACAUUCAAAACACAGAAAAUAAAUUUCCUUAAAAUUA